UCGGGGGGCGUUUCUAGCUGCAGGCUGCUGGAUGGAGGCGCUAGCCCACAGUCUCGUCAUUACCUCCAUGCUUCACAGAGGAGACCAAUAAUGAAGCCAAACAGCCAAGCUCUCAAACACAGAUCCUCACAUGACACAGAGAGGGAAUUCGGAGGAACCCUGGGUGCAAUAUGCAUUCCCAUCUUUCUCCCGUUAACGGUACUUUUUCUGAUCUCCGUGAGUCGAUCUCCUGAGGCUAGUGUGCUCCAGUGGCCCCCUCCCCUCCCCUCCACUGACCGGCUGUGGGACCCUCUGGCCCCUGUGCUCCUGCUGGGCUGGAUGGGUCUGCACGCCUGCCUCUAUCUGCUGCCAUUAGGAAAGGUGUCUGAAGGAUUAGUGCUGAGGGAUGGAAAGCGCCUCAAGUAUCCCAUUAAUGGUUUUCAUGGCCUGUGCAUCAGCAGUGUGUUGCUGAUGUUGUUACUGGGGCUCGGGGCUCCUCUGGGGUAUCUGUUUGAGCUGCUGGUGCCUCUGGCAGUGUGUGCAAUAGGAGUCUCAUUCCUAUUCUCCGUCUACCUCUACAUCCGCUCCUUUUGGGCUCCAUCUCAUGCUCUCGCUUUGGGGGGCAACACAGGAAAUCCUCUGUAUGACUUCUUCAUCGGACGGGAGCUGAACCCUCGGAUCGGAAACUUUGACCUUAAAUAUUUCUGUGAGCUCAGACCGGGUCUGAUUGGCUGGGUGGUCAUAAACCUCGGUAUGCUGAUGAAAGAGGUGGAGCUUCGAGGUUCCCCUUCCCUCGCCAUGAUACUGGUCAACAGUUUCCAGCUGCUGUACGUGGCAGACGCUCUGUGGAAUGAGGAGGCUGUUUUGACGACUAUGGACAUUGUGCAUGAUGGUUUUGGCUUCAUGCUGGUCUUUGGAGACCUGGCCUGGGUUCCCUUCACAUAUGGCCUGCAGGCAGCUUUUCUGGUCGUGCACCCACAGGCCCUAAGUUUACUCGGAGCCGCAGCUAUAAUAGCACUGAACGGUAUUGGAUAUUACAUUUUCAGAAAAUCCAACUCACAGAAGAACCAGUUCAGACGAGACCCGACACAUCAAAGUGUUGCAAGACUGGAGACCAUCGCCACAGCAACAGGGAAGCGUUUGCUUGUGUCCGGCUGGUGGGGUCUUGUUCGUCAUCCUAAUUACCUCGGUGACCUCCUCAUGGCCCUGGCAUGGUCCCUGCCAUGUGGAUUCUCUCAUCUUCUGCCUUAUUUCUAUGUCAUAUAUUUCACCGUCUUGCUGAUUCACCGAGAGGCCCGUGAUGAGAGACAGUGUAGGGCCAAAUACGGACUAGCGUGGGACACCUACUGUCGACGUGUCCCCUAUAGGAUCUUUCCUUAUAUAUACUGAAAAGGAGAAAAAAUAGAUGGAACCCUCGUGUCUCCUCGAGUUUACACAAACGUAGCAAUAACUUGAAAUCCAUGAAUCCAUUUUGAGUUACAUGGACGGUGCUGCUGCUGGGAAUCUGCAGGGAGCUCACAGUUUUAACCAGCUUGAUUCGUAAGGCUGCUGUUCGGUUACAAAAUGAUGUUUGAUGAAUCACUACUCAGAUUUAGGCAAAUUUAUUGCAUUUUGAAUUUGAAACCUCACAGGAAUCUAUAUCAGUCUGCAUUACAUGUCUCUUCUAAAACAUCCCAACAUAAAAGGCUAAAGUACGGCAGCAUUUUGCUGAUGGUUAGGCACAGAGUGGAUCUUUUUCUUAUUUUACAAACAUGUUGUACAAAUUUUGUUAUAACAACUUACUAACAUAUCAUGUUAUAAUGAGAAAAGUUUGUUUUAAUGUUCAUUCUUGUGAAAUAACGAGAAAGUUUUGUGAUAUAACAAGAUAAAGGGGUUUGAAAAGAAUCUUGUUAAAACACAAUAAUUUAGUAUCUAGUUGUAAUAACGAGAAAAGUAUGUCAUUAUAGCAUCAAACUAUCUUAUUUUAAGGUGAAAACGAUCUCGUAGUAACAUGAAAAUGGACGUGUUACAAUGAGAAAAGUUCCUUAUUAUAACAAGAAACUGAGCCAAAUUUUCUUUGUCAUGGUGGCAGCAGUACACUGCUAAAACUGUAAACCAGAAAAAAUGUUUCUUCUCGUAAAAAUCAGAGAAGUUCUUGGAAAAAAAAUAAGAUUAAUGAAAUAUUUUGUCUGAAAAACACAUAAUUUUAUAAAGUUCUCAACAAACACAAUGCAAUCCCAUGUAAACAUCAGUGCCUUUAAUCAAAAGACUGGGUCACAUAAUUUUUAUCAUGUUUUUUUACAAUGUCUUCUUUAUUGUUAAGUGUAUAUUACCUGUGGAAUACAGUUGAAAUAAAAUACA
This is a messenger RNA of Thunnus maccoyii (southern bluefin tuna), 2319 nucleotides long. It is a transcript of the gene tm7sf2, whose product is annotated as transmembrane 7 superfamily member 2. Gene Ontology annotation, cellular component: endoplasmic reticulum membrane; nuclear inner membrane. The record is from RefSeq and is a predicted model, not a curated record. Gene Ontology annotation, biological process: sterol biosynthetic process. The transcript has 11 exons. The coding region runs from base 91 to 1368 and encodes 425 amino acids. Lineage: Eukaryota; Metazoa; Chordata; Actinopteri; Scombriformes; Scombridae. Gene Ontology annotation, molecular function: oxidoreductase activity, acting on the CH-CH group of donors, NAD or NADP as acceptor.